AGGCACUCGCCAGUUUCACAUGUGCACCGCGGUUGGUGCAGUGUGUUCUUACGCUGUAGUUCGUGUUGUUACUGUUGCUAGAGCUAUACUGUGCUGCCCCCUUAUAAGUCUCCCUGUAACUGUUGGGAAAAGCGUGCAGGAGACACUUUGACAGAAAAGAGGAUGGUCCCGGACUGGUGGACUCUGUUCACGUCGGCGGUGGCUGGCCUGCUGGUGCUGGCCGCCUUCCGCUGGUACCGCUACCACACGCACUUUGCGCGUCGCGGCCUGCCCUACGCACCGCCGCUGCCCUUCGUCGGAAACAUGCUGGACAUGGCGUUCGGCUGGAAGUCUCGCACAGAUCUCUUGAUCGCACUGUACAACAAGUUCCGAAAACAUCAGUACGCAGGGGUCUACUUCUUCGGGACGCCCUUCGUCAUGGUGACGGAUCCAGAGAUCAUUCGUACCAUUACCGUGAAGGAUUUUGAUCACUUUACCGACCACAAUGAUAUGAUCAACGCUGACAGGAACGACAACCUGCUGCAGAAGAUGUUAAUCUCCUUGAACGGAAAGGAAUGGCACGACAUGCGGACCACGUUGAGCCCAGCAUUCACUACUGCGAAGAUAAAGAACAUGUUCGUGUUGAUGAAGCAGACUGGGCAGCAGAUGGUCAAUUAUUUAUCUGAGAGGGCUGCAGAACACAAGGGUUCCAGUGGAAAUGACGUCCUGACACUGGAGAUGAAGGAAUUUUUCACUCGUGUUACCAACGACGUAAUAGCUACCACAGCUUUUGGUGUCAGCGUGGACUCGCUGUCGGAACCCCACAACACUUUCUACAGCAUGGGCCGUGCCAUCACCAACAUGAGUGCACUUGUUGUUUUCGGCUAUUUUGUCUCCCAGAAGCUCAUGAAGCUGUUAAACAUUCCCUUCUUGGACCAAAGGGCGGAGCAGUACUUCAGGUCGGUGGUUGCAGAUACUAUCAAGACGCGAGAUAAAGAGGGAAUCGUCCGUCCCGAUGUUAUCCAGCUGUUGAUGCAGGCUAGGAGGGGUGAACUACAGGCAGAAGACGACGAAGAAAACAGCAUCAGUGGAGGCCGGCGUAAGAGACUCACCGACGAAGACGUGGCGGCGCAGGCGAUGCUUUUCUUCUUCGCUGGCUUCGAAACCGUGGCCACCGUGCUGACGUUCUGCAGCUACCUGCUGGCGACGAACGAAGAGGUGCAGCGGCGGCUGCAGCGGGAGGUGGACCAGCUGAUGGAGAAGAGCGGCGGCCAGCCCGGCUACGAGCAGGUCGUGGGCUGCCAGUACCUCGACAUGGUGCUCUCUGAGACGCUCCGGAUGUACACCCCUGGCUCCACCUCCGACCGCAAGUGCGUGAAGCCGUACCGCCUGCCCCCCACGGACAGCUGUCCGGACGGACUCCAGCUGGAGCCUGGAGACGGCGUCUGGAUCCCCGCACACGCCCUCCACCACGACGAGAAGUACUUCCCCGACCCCGAGCGCUUCGACCCGGAGCGCUUCAGCCCGGAGAACAAGCACCGCAUCAAGCCCUUCACCUACAUCCCGUUCGGCGUUGGACCUCGUAUUUGCAUUGCCCAGAGGUUCGCGCUGCUGGAGAUGAAGGUGAUGCUGGUCUACCUGCUGUCCAGAUUCACUCUCCAGGUGGUCGACCAGACGCCGGUGCCUCUCAAGAUAGACCCGAAGAGUGUCGCACUGUCUAUCAGUGGCGGCGCUUGGGUGGGAUUCCGUCAGAGAUUCUGAAGCACUGAAACGUGAUUGGCCGCUGUGUGCAACUCUGUCGGCCUGUUGUCGAUUGCACUUAAGCGUAACGUAACUUAUCCGUAGGUGUUACUGUGUUACCGAUAUGUACCAAGGCAAGUGAAGUGUCUGACGUUGUUCUGACGAUGAUAGUGUGUCGUGAUGGGGUGGACUCGACACUACGCUAAAACUUGUAGCAGAGAACAUGCACUGAUAUUAUAUGAUCUCUCGGCUUAGACAGUUCACGUCCGUGGAGAUUGUGGUAGCAUUGUGUGUGGUAGCAUGAUUCUAUGCGUUUUGUGUUAAGAUGGGAGAUGAGUCGAUGGUAGACAACAGAAAUAGUUUGCCUGUUACUGAUGACGCCAGAUGCGCCAUGACUUCUAAUAUAUUCAAUACGCCACACCCAUCUCUAACAGAACCAGCUCACACGAACUCCACAACUUCUACCUGCUCAGUACCCGAACUCCACAUCUUGUCCAACUUGUCCAAGACUGACCUUACAUGAACUUCCAAACCAGUAGAAUACUUCUGAAUUGUUCUUGGACGCUCACCGAAACACUUUAGUAAUUUAUUUUGUGGAAGUGUAGUAAUGCUAAGCUAAACAAUAAUAAUGCAUUAUCAUUACAGAAUUCAGAAAAAAGAUAAAUUAUUAUGUUAAAUAUGCUAAAUAGAAGAAGAAAGGCUAAGGAAUAUUUAAAGACAGAGUUCUUGACAAAGGUACAAACGUAAGUGUUGUGUACAUGACAAUGAAAUAAGAAGACAAUCCCAAUAGACAUAAUUAGGGAAACCAAUGGUUUCCCCGCACGACGUGUUACGACUGAAGCCUUACAAUAUAGUCUAAACUGCAGAGGCUCCCUUGAGAACAAACACGUUCCCUUGUUUGAUAUAGGGACCGUUCAUCGAUGCCCAUACACGUUCAAAAGUCACGCACGUGUUCCUAAUCCGCAGUGCGUUCCCGGAAUUCAUCAAACUGUCGACAGGGUCGAAAUACACCAAGCGUAUCCACAUAUACAAGCCUUAGACAUCAACAAUGUUACAAUAUUGGCGUGAUUGUACUUCUGCAAACGUCGUACAGGGGAAAGAAUUGGUCUCUGGACCUGCCUUUACUAGGAUUAUUUGCUUCUUUCAUUGUCCUCCAUUCACCCUUUGGUUUUUUCUUAUAACAACACUCUGUAUAAUAACGAGCUUCAGUCGUACGUGCUUCUAUUAGGAAGGUAUAUUUAAGCCAAUGAUAACGUUUAAGCUAUGUAGGAACUACGCUUCAGUAUUUGCAGUCUUAUCAUUUCACCAUUGCACAUUUUUGUUCUGGAUGAAUAUUUGUCUUUCUUUGAUUUGGUAGGGGAACAGAAACGGUACGACUUAGUGGAACAUACGAGUUUGUCUGCACAGUUCUGAAAUUACCACAAUUCAAGUGUUAAGGUGAACCAAUUCAAGCAAAGAGUUAAAAUGAGAUUGAAAACUCUAGCUGUCGUUGUACUUCUCCAAGGGGCAGAGGACUCAUCUGUCCACAUACAUACACGUGCUUUCUACCUGCAGGACAAGUUGUGGAUUUCGGGCACGCAGUUAGGGGACCAUUCCCGGACCUUUUCUUUAUUCCAGAAUUCGUGUGCGUCCAACGGAACUAGAACACCAGCGACACAGUGUUACUUUUCGACGUUGUAAUUAUUGCUAUCGAUAUGUUCCAACAAUGACACUUAACAAAGAUACUGUUGGGGAACGAUGGCAUGUGAAGUUCAUGGUUUCGCGUAGAGCGAUUUGGGGCAUGGUGUUGCCGUGUGAGAAACUGACUGCUGCUGGUGUACUUCUCUGCUUGCUGUUACGAGCUUAUGCAGCCUACGACAAUUCAGACAUCUACGCGUUUCAUUCUGUGAGAAAUGAGGCUGUGGUGCCGGCUUUAUGUGAACCAAAGUGCGAGCAGUACACUACUGAUAUGACGCCAUAUGGAAUGCGAGUGCCUGACCGAUAAUGGGAGUGUGUUACAUGCGCCUGUGGCUUUCAGAGGAAGAUGUAACUUAACUUACUAUUCCGUUAAAUUGGGACUGUAAUAGGCUAUUGAGUUUGACUGAAUGCACAUGCUUCCACGGCACCUCCAUCUUGUGCUGUGUCUCUCAGCGAAACGACAACGUUGCCUUCCCACUAAACACUGUAAUCAGGCAGAAUCAUUGUUAAGAGUUCUAUACCCUGACCAACGCUCAAACAUUUGAUUUGUUACCUAAAAUGCAGUAAAGUCAUAGUUUAAGAGCACUCCUGUAAGGACGCUUAUGACUUAAAUGCACUGUCUGUUGUUACAGAAGAUUUUUCUUCACAGCUGAUAUCAUCAAUGUAAAGCUUGGGUUGCUAACAAAAUCUAAAAGACAACUGAUUUUAUUUCUGUAUUACAGCUGUGAUGAAAUGUAAUUUAUUUCAUUAUUUACCAAUAAAAUAUACAUUGUCUUAUACCAGUAAA
This is a messenger RNA of Schistocerca gregaria, 4183 nucleotides long. Its product is annotated as cytochrome P450 9e2-like. The transcript is spliced from 8 exons. Gene Ontology annotation, molecular function: heme binding; oxidoreductase activity, acting on paired donors, with incorporation or reduction of molecular oxygen; monooxygenase activity. NCBI's taxonomy places the organism in Eukaryota, Metazoa, Arthropoda, Insecta, Orthoptera, Acrididae. The record is from RefSeq and is a predicted model, not a curated record. Bases 163 to 1740 code for a protein of 525 amino acids.